This is a messenger RNA of Linderina pennispora, 1289 nucleotides long. RefSeq lists its product as uncharacterized. The record is from RefSeq and is a predicted model, not a curated record. Lineage: Eukaryota; Fungi; Kickxellomycota; Kickxellomycetes; Kickxellales; Kickxellaceae. The transcript has 6 exons. The coding region runs from base 306 to 1277 and encodes 323 amino acids.
CGCAGGCACCCAGGCCACGCAUGUCGCAGGACUGGCCAGCAUCUGGAGCGGUCCUGAAUUUGAGCACAAAGCGGGUUGCAGGUGUGCGAGCAAAGGGCCAGGGCGAAUUAUCCGAUUCAGCGUCUCCCAGCGUCGCCCCCAGCAUUGUCGAGGUGGUGGCAUCGCGGGAUUCUCCUGAUUUGGAACCUGGGCAGAACCACUGCGUGGCGGCGGAUUGUGCUGCUGCACGCGAGGCAAACUCAGCCACUGGCGCGCCACUGGCCAGUAGCCAUGGAAGAUUGCCAUCCGGCAAGCAGCCAGCGGCGAUGGGUGCUGAUCAGACGGUCUACUACGAAGCACUGAUGCUGCGGGCGCAAGAGCAGCGUGACGCCGCUAUGGCCGAGGCUAACAGUAUCCAGCAGCAGCUGUAUGAUCUACAGAAGUCCAGCCAGCGCGAGAUCAAAGAUCUGAAAGGCCGAGAUCGAUCGCAAAAUCUGGUUGCGCAGGAGCGCCGCGAGCACCGGGAUGAGCUGGAGCGGCUGGCCAGGAAGCAGGAGGAAAUGCUUCAGCUGAUGGAGAUGGAGCGCGCACAGAGCCUGGAGAGUGCCAACAUGGCACUCGACCAACUGCAUGCGUUUGAGCGCAAGGUCUCGUCCUUUGUGUCGGUUCCAGAUCUGCCAGUUCUGCGGGACAGUGCUUUUGCUGAAUCGCCCUCGCUGCCUAACACGGCGCCGUGGGCUUUGCGACCUGCAACAGUCUCAUACACCAACGAUUCACAUAUCGCCGGUGUACUGUACUUUGGCACUGACACUACCCGCACCGAUACGCGACUGACUGAGUUUCUAGGCUUUGUCAAUGCAUCAUCGGACAAGGAGGCGAUGCAGUCAUCGUUUAUGCAGCGCAGCAUGCGCGAAGAUGUCGAACCAACGCUCGCCGCAGACUCUACCACCAGCAUGCCUUCCCUUUCUGGCUGGAAUAAGCACCGGCGCCUACUUCAUGGCGUGCAAGAGAACACGCUAGUGCUCGAGUCAUACUCGCCGCGCGUCAAGCUCAAUCGUGUGCUUUCUCUGGGCUGCUAUCUGUGCGGGUGCUCGGUAAACCGCCCCUCAGCCAGCUCUCCAUCUGCGUCAAUGUCUGAUCCGCUGUGCAGCUUCUUCUCGUACCUGAAUAUAGUGCGCAAGGGACUGAUCAAGCGGCCGGUUGCUGAUAUCUGGCUCGAGGUUAACAAGGCCAGACUGCAGAUGUGGCUGGCCAGGUGUGGAGCGUCGCCAGAAUCCCGACUAAGCUGCCAAUAUUGAUAUUUACAUAAU